Anastrepha ludens (Mexican fruit fly) is the source of this 1035-nucleotide messenger RNA. RefSeq lists its product as uncharacterized. Lineage: Eukaryota; Metazoa; Arthropoda; Insecta; Diptera; Tephritidae. The transcript is spliced from 3 exons. The record is from RefSeq and is a predicted model, not a curated record. The coding region runs from base 80 to 703 and encodes 207 amino acids.
AUAGAUGAUAUUGUAAACAGCUGAUUUUCAGUUUCCGUGUUUGUGCAAAAAUAUUUAAUUUUAUUUGUUAACUUUCAAAAUGUUUAUUCUAUCUCAAUUCAGAUACACAAAAUAUGUUGCUAUUUUAAGAAAUCGUAGUUGUUUUAUGCGGCAUUCCUCGAAAAAACACUUCCAACAGAGCAAGUUAGGUUUGUCAAAAUGCGAUACAUUAAUGAAAAUGGAUGGAAUACCGGCCGAAUACAGACUUGUCUACCGUGCACCAAUGGAAUCAUACAUUGCGAUUGCUAAAAACAUAUCUACAAUUACAACAAUAGUCAUUUCAGCUGCUGCAGCAUAUACCGCAACUAACCAAUACAAACUUGUGACACCAAGUUACGAAUCUUUGGGUUUAGUGUCCCAAACAAGCGAUAUUUGGUAUUUUUCAGUAGGUUUUGUUAUGAUAACACUCAUAAUAAGACUGUUUGUUGCCAAAUAUCCCUUGCGCAUUUAUCGUGCAAAUGAAAAAUAUAUUGCUGUAUAUGACUCCCAGAUACCUUUCCGGCCAUCUAAACACACGUUUUGUAAAGGGGAUGUAGCAGAAGUGAAUAGUAAAUUUAAUCCAUGGGGUGAUAGUACUUACUACUUGGGCAAACGAAAAUCAUUAUUAUUGAGCCGGUAUUUUAGAACACCAGCCGACUAUAACGAAAUGCUCGGCUAUAAUUAGUGUCAUCUUUAAAACAAAUUUCGUUCUUUUAUUUGAAUAUCUUGCGAGAAUAAUACCAAAAUAACACUGAAAUAUUUAAUUAGAAUAAACAUAAGAACAUAAGAAUAAAGUAGUUCAGUAUGUUUAAAUUCAAUUGAUAAAUAAAUAAAUAAAUAGUGUGAUAAGAAAAAAGGAAUACAGUAGCAUAGCCGUAUUCCCACAAUCGUUUUGCAAAUCGAUGCCGUCGAACUAUUAAUUUCUGUAUUCCGAAGCUGUUAUAAAAAAUGUUUUGUGAUACUUUGGAAACUAAUCAACGCAAUAUAUAAAUAUAAAAAGUUUGUUAAGCAAUUAAA